Molecule: messenger RNA, 2460 nt
Organism: Cucumis melo (muskmelon)
Lineage: Eukaryota; Viridiplantae; Streptophyta; Magnoliopsida; Cucurbitales; Cucurbitaceae
Product: KH domain-containing protein HEN4
Exons: 7
Coding region: 118-2262 (714 amino acids)
Biological process (GO): regulation of gene expression
Cellular component (GO): nucleus; cytoplasm
Molecular function (GO): mRNA binding
Source: RefSeq, a predicted model, not a curated record
AAUAAGUCUUCAAACACGUUUAAUUAUAAACUAUGAAUAUUUGGUGAUUGGUGGGAAGCGCAGUUGGCGCUGGAUUGGUAGUUCAAUCGAUCAAUGUUGUGAUCGACGUUUCAAUCAAUGGACACCAAUUUCAGCCCUAAACGUCCACCGGACGCCAUCUCCGAUCACAACCUCUCCGCCGGUCGCUCCGUCCGCCCAAGACAAUUACCUCCACCUCCGCCACUACCGCCGCCAGUAUCCACCACUGCACCGGCAACAUUAGGUUUAGACACUAUCUCCAGAGAUGCUCCCGUUCUUAAACCCUCAUCUCCCUCCGAUACUCUCUUUCGCCUCCUUUGCCCAGCCUCCAAGGUUUCAUCCAUCCUUCGUCAUCUCCGGGAUAUUCCCGGCGCUAGGGUCCACAUUGAUGAAUCUCUUCCUUCAUGUGACGAGUGCGUGCUUGUCAUCCUCGCCGGCUCGCCUUCCAAACCCGCGCACACUAAUCCAGGAAAUGAUAGAGAAUUCCGUGAGCAUGACGUCAAUCGCAACGUCUCUAGUGAUACGGUCGCUGGAGAUUCGGACGAGCGGUCGCAGGCACAGCAGGCGCUGCUACGAACUUUUGAGAGUAUAGUUAGGAUGAACGAGGAUAGUGGAGAAAACCAAGAGAUACAGAAGAAAAAUGCAGAUUCUGCUCCAAACGAUCGGAUUAGCGGUGGUGAAACUGAUGGAUUGGUAGUCUGCAGGCUGCUGGCGCCUAGUCAUCAGGUAGGUCGCGUACUUGGUAGAGGAGGCAGAACUGUGGAGAAGAUUAGGCAGGAGAGUAUGGCUCAUGUAAAGAUUUUCCCCAAGGAUCAAAAUCCGGCAUGUGCGUCGCCGCAGGACGAGUUGAUUCAAAUAUCAGGAAACUUUCCGGCGGUGAUGAAGGCUCUUUCUUCUGUUUCCUCCUGUCUUCAGGAUAACCCGAGGGUGGACUCGAGCAACUCUUCCUCUACAAAAUCAUCGGGGCCUACGUCCCAUGCAAGUUCUAUGCCAGUACAAGACGAAGAACCUUCUCCUAGGAGGAGAUAUGGUAGUCAUCAUAAUGCAGAUUACCGCUCCAGGGGUUAUUCUUCCAUACCAGGACAUGAAAAUGUUGGAGCUGGUCCAAGAGCGUCCAUGGAAGAGGAUGUAGUGUUUAGAUUGCUUUGUCAACCCGAUAAAGUUGGAAGCCUAAUUGGAAAAGGUGGCACUGUAGUACGGGCGUUGCAAAACGAAACGGGUGCAUCUAUAAAGAUAGUCGAUACACCCGACUUGGAUGAACGCUUGGUUGUGAUAUCUGCACGAGAGAGUUUGGAGCAAACAUAUUCUCCUGCACAAGAGGCUGUUAUACGUGUACAUUGUCGAAUUGCAGAAAUUGGAUACGAACCAGGUGCUGCCGUUGUUGCUCGAUUGCUUGUACAUGGACAACAGAUAGGUUAUUUGGUGGGUCGAGGAGGCCAUAUUAUUAAUGACAUGAGAAGAGGCACUGGUACCAGCAUUCAGAUAUUUCCCCGGGACCAAAUUCAAAACAAUGGACCUAUGAUUGACGAAGUAGUACAGGUGAUCGGAAAUUUGCCGUCCGUACAGGAUGCUUUGUUUCAUAUAACAAAUCGAAUUAGAGACACUUUCUUCCCAAUGAGACCACACGUACCGAACUUCAACAAUCCACCUUACCUGUCUCCCCACCCAGAAACACCUCCCUUAUUUAGGCCAGGAAGUAAUGCACAUUCCCCCGGAUACUAUCCUUCUCAAACUGGAGCUCUUCGUGGGACCGAACGUCUUCCUUACCAUUCCCACCCACUCGAUCAUCAGCCUGCAUAUCCUCAUAAUGUUGGUUUCGGUGGUAAUAACAUGGACGGAGUUCCAUAUCCCCAUGGCAUGGAGAGACCAGGGCCAGGUUCUUUUGAGAGACCUUCUCCUAGAUCAUGGACUUCUCAGGUUAGUAGUAGCGAAAUACCCAAGGGACCAACUGAUGGGUAUGGCAUGGUUUCAAGGAAUGAGUCCUACGGCAGCGGAGGUCCUCAUUUUAUGGGAGGCACAUCUAUGGAGAUGGUGAUUCCACAAACUUUAAUUUGUCACAUCUAUGGAGAGAACAACAAUAACAUUGCUCAUGUUCAGCAGAUAUCAGGAGCAAUGCUGGUGGUUCAUGAUGCUAAACCUGGGAUGUUUGAUGGUAAAGUAAUCAUGUCCGGCACACCCGAACAGAUUCGAGCUGCCCAGAGACUUGUCCAUGCCUUCAUCUUGUGCGGAAAGACACAAUCAUGAUGAAGCAUGAAAAUUGAAUUGUCUCAAAGUUUUUAAUCGGAGUUGAAACACAUACAUGAUACAUGUGAGUUAGUAGAGUGCUUUCUCAAUUUAUGUAGGGUUUGAGUCCAUUUUCCCGUUUCAAACAUGUUUUCCAGCCACUAGCCGGAAUUGCACAAUGUAGAAAAUCAAUAAGAAAAAAUACAAAGUUAGUUUCAA